This is a messenger RNA of Symbiodinium sp. CCMP2592, 3336 nucleotides long. NCBI's taxonomy places the organism in Eukaryota, Dinophyceae, Suessiales, Symbiodiniaceae. The record is from the annotation of a GenBank genome assembly.
AUGUGUGGGAAGAUUCCACAGCAGGCGUUGGCUUAUCGAUGCCAUAAGAAUCUUGUGUCGCUGCUCAAGCCUUCUGUGAUUGCCAAGCGGGCGGCAAAGCCGAAGGAAGGGCCCAAGGUCGCCAAGAAGCCGCCGAAGACCCCGCAGCGGAAACUUUUGGAGGAUGGGUCCUUGGUUUUGAAGUUGGAGCCGGCCCUGCUUCCAGACGCUACUUUCGGUUUGCGGGAAGACCUUCAAAAGGCAGUGGCCAUGGGACAACCCGGCUCGUGGUUGCAAGCAUUGGUUGGCUUUGGCUCUGACUCAAGCCUUUGCUCUCAGAGUGUGUGGGUGCAUUUGAGUUACUUCAAUUUCCGGACCUGGCACUGGUCAGGUGUCAAGUUUGCCAAGAGCGAGGAGAUUCUGGACCAUGGUCGUUGGGUGACUCGCUUGGAGCUGACGAGCGAAGAGCUGUGUGUGCAAACAUCUUUUGAGCUUCUGUCCAGUUUGAACCUGGAGUCCCCGUGGCUUGCCAGCUUUCACGUCAUUCUGUCGGAUGAGACAGCAGUGUCAGUGGAAGAUUUUUCUGCAGCAAAGAACAUCUUUGUUGCUGCCAUGCGAGACUCAAAUCCGGACAGCAUUCCCAAGUUCAUGGUUUGGCAAGGGAAAGCCAAGGAGGAUCAACUUGCUUCAGAAGCCGCGAAGCGAUCUGGAUCUAGGCCAUCCGGAUCCAGUACGGCGGGCCAAGGUGCGAAAAACAAGGGUCCUGAUCAAGCUGCUCAUGACAGUCCCGACAAGGACAUCGGAGCUGCAGACGGUGGCGAGUUGACGGCCCUCAGUGAACGACUUAUCGAUGGCAUGCCUCUGCCUGAGGACCCUGAGUAUCAUGCGGCCGCAGGUGUUGGGGACAUAGACUUUAACUUUGACCCGGCAACUUUCGAGACUUCGCUGCGUGGUCGUAGCUCAGCCGCAUCAUCCUCCGGAGCACGGGCUGGAGCAGGCGGGAUUCAGCCGGAUCCAGAAGCGAUGAACCCGAAUGAAAGAGAUGCACCUGCAGAUGCAGCUGCAGCCAAAGCUAGUGCUCGCAAGAAGUUGGCUGUUGAGAAGGUCUUGGUGAUUCCGAAUCUGGGCAAAAUUCAUUACAACCCCAGAACCAAGAUCUUCAUUGCGGAUUGUCAGAAGCAUGGCCUGGGUGUCUGCAAGAAACAGCGAACUGCAUCUGCUCCGGAUCCAAACAAGAGUCAGAGAUCCGGAAAUCGGGGUCAAGGACGCCCGCUCGGCUUUUUACAAGCCUGGCUGGAAGAACAGGACCAUUUUGCGCCGAAGAAUGAUCAUGUUUUCAGUUCAUCAAUCCACCGGAACAGGGCAGCACGUGUCGCUGCAAGGGAACGAUUGAAAGCUGUACCAGGAGCUGCUGAGUUGUUUGCAGUCGAAGCCGACAAGCCUGAAGGUUCUGAUUCAGAGCCUGAGGUGAUCAGGGUCUAUGUGCUCUUGCUCAACCGUCGCGACUUCGACGAGAGGGACAUCAGAGAGGCCAAGGAGCUCAUGGAGGCUGCAGAGAUUGUCGAUGAGCACGAGGACGAGAACAGGAAGUGGAAGGUACAGUCUGUUGCAUGGAGGGAUACCUUGAAGCUUCCCUUCAAUUUUGCUCCGUGGACCAAUUCGCGAAAAGUGUUGGCAAAAGGUAUCAGGUUGACGCCACGAAUCAAGGAUAUUAUGGACAUUGUAACAGCUGACCGCAUGAAGGAGCGGCGACUGGGAUCACAGCAUGCUACACGCGAAAGAAUCGAUGAAGUCAUGCGUAGAUCGUUCGUGGAUGUAUCUCAAAGCCAUGAGCGUCGAAAGUUUGCUCAUGAAGGGCAAAUACUGCCUACUGUGACCACCAGCACCAUGCUCUACAGCUUCGGUUUGGACAGAGCAGUCAAGCCUGAAGAGUUGUUCCGCUGGCACGGAUACCCCAGAACGCUGGUAUUCCCGCAAGGUUUGUCUGCAGGCAACUUGAAGCUACUCAUUGGAAACUCCAUGAGUGCACCGUGCUUGGCUCAGGCCAUUUUGUCGUUGUAUGUGCUGCUUCAGAAGUCUGGUUCCCCGGAAUCCGAUGAGUUGCCCUUUCAGUGGCUGGGUUGUUUCCUCUCUCACGGUGGUUCAGAUUUGAAUGCCAAAGCCAAGGCUUCGGUGGUGAAGACGGAGCCUCGGGAGGAAGUGUUUACAACACCCCGGGCGAAUCGGGGCUGGCUUAUCGACGAGGAUCUGACUCCGGAGCCUGUCUCGGAGCCGCAAAGCAAGAGGCGCCGCGCUGUGGCAGAAGUGGCUUGCUACUGCGGGGUUUGCGGCUACAGUGUGAAGGACUGGGUACUUCUCCCAUGUGGGUGUGGAAAUUCUUUUUUUGGUGGGUGUGGAAAUUCGCCUCGCUUAGGUGUCAGGAUCUACAACGAUCCGUCCGAUCCCCAGCACGCGAAGGUGAAGAGCACGGUCGAUGCAUGCACAGCGGCUCUCGAAGCGAGGGACGAGGAUGGCGCCGUGCCUGUGAUCCACCCGCCGAGUGAAGUGUUGAGCUCCCAGCAGCAGGGCAUGAUGCAUUACCGUGAGGUUGCAUUCUUGGUGGAGAGCGACAUCACCCACUAUCUGGGCAUGUCGAGCAAGGCCUUGGGGCUCAACAUGGUGAACCGCCCCAAUGAGUAUGGCACCGGCUUCGAAACCGGAUGCUAUAUCAGCAUGAAGGGACUGGACUUGCCCCUCGGCGACUUGCUCAGCCUUCGGAAGACGAAGCUUUGGUCUCAGCACAACUGCGUUCAGAACGAGAUGCUCCUGCAGCCGUCUAACCAGUUGUGCACGCAGCAAGGCCUCAACACGUACGACUUCGUGUGCCAAGCAGAGGUCAAAGACAGACCGUCAGGAUUGAACGGCCACGGCCCAACUUUGCCCACGAUGCAGUGUCUCCGGUCAAAGGCUGACAAGAUCAAUGCGGAGCGAGAGAAGGAGGCAGGCGCUGCGGCUGGGUUCACACCGCCCGAGGCCGAGAUCAUCGAGCUCGGGUCGAUCGCAGCCGCUAACAGGAGGCUCAUGAAUGCAAAUCCGAAAAGCAGGGCCAAGAAGAACAGGAGGGAGACCGCUCAGACUCAGAAUCAGGCGGAGGAGGACGCUGCCAGCGCCAGCAGAGUCUCCGGAAGCAUCCGCCCUGCUUCCAAGAGCCUGGACGAGGCAACAUCCAUGGAGUUCCGCGCUGCAGAUCCCGAGCUCCAUGAAGUGGUGGUCAGGCUCGGCUACCUUCCGGAUUGCUUCUUGAAGCUUCGCGAGGAGAACUGCUUCGGCAACAAGAUGGGCAGAAGCAUCUUCCAGGCAACCAAUUGUAAAUGGUAG